Molecule: messenger RNA, 1086 nt
Organism: Ipomoea nil (Japanese morning glory)
Lineage: Eukaryota; Viridiplantae; Streptophyta; Magnoliopsida; Solanales; Convolvulaceae
Product: glucuronoxylan 4-O-methyltransferase 1
Exons: 1
Coding region: 68-955 (295 amino acids)
Biological process (GO): xylan biosynthetic process
Source: RefSeq, a predicted model, not a curated record
UAACCCUGUGCAUAUAUGCUCAAACACAACACUACAGUUUCCCCAUCACAAUUCUGGGAAAUAAAAAAUGAGGCCAAAAACACAAUCCUCAGUACUCAACCUUAGACUCCUUCUCAUCUGCAUCUUCAUAGCCUUCCUCAUCCUCUUUGUAAUCAAGUCAUCAAUAGUCUCAUCUCCUGCAACAACAACCCAAUCUUCUCCUUCUUCUUCUUCGUCGAAAUCUCAAACAUUUUUGCCCAGAAAAGAAGCAAGAUUAUCCAGCAAGAACUGCAACAAGAAAAUCCCAGCAUCAGUGGCAAAAGCUGUGAUCCAUUACUCCACCUCAGCCAUCACCCCCCAGCAGACCACCAAGGAAAUCUCAGUAACCUCAAGAAUCCUGGAACAAAAGUCCCCAUCAAACUUCCUAGUAUUCGGCCUCGGCCACGAUAGUCUGAUGUGGCACACCCUCAACUAUGGGGGCAGGACAGUGUUCUUGGAAGAGGAUGAAGCCUGGAUUCACCAGAUCACCAGGAAGUUCCCCAUGCUGGAAUCUUACCACGUCACCUACGACACCAAAGUGAGCCAAGCCGGGGAUCUAAUGGAGAUCGGGAAGGGACCAGAGUGCACGGCCAUUACAGAUCCCAGAUACUCCAUGUGCCAGUUGGCUCUGAAAAGCCUGCCUAGUUUGGUGUAUGAGGUCCCGUGGGACUUGAUCAUGGUGGACGCCCCCACCGGGUACCACGACGAGGCGCCCGGGAGGAUGGCGGCGAUCUACACCGCCGGGAUGAUGGCCAGGAACCGCCGGGAGGGUGGUGGGGAGACGGAGGUUUUUGUGCAUGAUGUUAACAGGGUGGUGGAAGAUAAAUUUUCUAAGGCGUUCUUGUGUGAAGGUUAUAUGAAGAAACAAGAGGGGCGUCUUCGGCAUUUCACCAUCCCGAGUUAUAGGAAUCAUUUGGAUAUGCCGUUUUGCCCUUAGGUUUCUUUGUUUUAAUUCCUGUUUUGCCCUGGUUAAUUGCAUUGGCUAUUGAAUCUAUAUAUAUUGGCAUUGUAUUACUCAUCCGUUGUAUGUUAAUAAUGAUCACGUACUACCCCUCGUACAUUAACUUA